AUGUAAAACUUGAAGUUAAAAUACAUUGCAUUUACAAAUAUGAAGGUUUUUCUGAUGUUUCUGUUGAUGCUUUCAAUAUCCUGUAGUGAUGGAGCUAGGAUACUACUCACCCCCUUGGAUGCAGGCUACAAUAGCAGGGUAACGAAUCUCCUCACCCUGGGGCGUAUUCUCCAGGGGGUGGGGCAUAAUAUUAGUGUAUUGUGCUCAGAUCAAAUGCAACACCAGCCAUUGUUGAAAACUGUAGAGGGAGAUCGAUUCACUGAGGAAUUCAAUGUUAUUACAUAUCAAACAAAACCUGAAACCCGAAGCACUGCAAAUAAGGAAUGGCUGUUGUCUUACAUUGGAUUAACAAUGACAGAAUGUAUGGCAACAUUCUCACCAUUAUUUCCAGAAAUUAUGGAACUUGCCUUGCAAGAUGAGGAACUUUGGUCAAUAUUGGAAACGUCUGAUUUUGAAUUGAUUGUUACGGAUGACCAUACAUUAAUUGCUCGAAUACUUGGAGACCAUUUCAACAUACCAGUUAUUUCCUAUAUCAACUGGGGCCCAAUGACCCCAUUAUCAAACAAUAUAUUCCCACUUAACCCUGCAUAUGUGCCCGCAUCAACAUACUAUAGUGACACAAUGACAUUUGCACAGCGCCUUAUGAAUGUCAAAGAGUAUCUUCAUCUAAGAUGGGUGGCAUAUAACAUGAUGUCAAUUGGUAAAAAUAUAUGUCUCAAAUACAAGCAUGUAAAUUCAAAAUCUUGUGAAAAUAUUGAGAACUUCUCGGAAACAGUUUCCCUAGUGUUUGUUAACAGAAAUAAUAUGUUGCAUUACCCACAACCAUUCAUGCCACAUGUUGUGUCAAUUGAUGGAUUUACAUUGAAGCAACCAUCAAAAUUAGACACUUUCUACAAUGAUAUAUUUAAAAAGGCUGGCCACAAUGGAGUUAUAAUUGCAAGUUUUGGUUCUUUAUUUCGUAACCUUCCAAUGCAAAUGGCAGAAAUGUUUGCGGAGGCAUUUUCCGCCAUGCCACAACAAGUCAUUUGGAGUUAUGAAGGUCUAGCUCCAAAAUCAUUAGGAGUGAAUACGAUUGUAAGGCCAUGGAUUCCACAAAAUGACCUCUUAGGACACCCAGAUGUAAAGUUAUUCAUCCAUCACUGUGGAUUACUAAGUACAUACCAAGCUGUACAGCAUGCAGUGCUGACUAUAAAUAUCCCAUUUUUUCUCGAUCAAGGAUACAACUCAGAAAAAAUCACAAAUCGUAUCCAAUCGGGAAGAAGUGUUGAUAUUCUUGGAUUAACAAGCGAGACACUCAUACAAGAGAUGCAAGAGGUUAUAAGGAAUUCCACAUACAAAGAGAAAGCCAAGGCAGCUGCGGAAAUAUUCAAUGAUCGUCCUAUAGAGGCAGAGGCCACUGUCAAAUACUGGGUGAAUUACAUCUUACGUCACAAGGGUGCCCCACAUCUGAGAUCUCAGGGACUUCAUCAACUGAACUGGUUCCAGUAUUUACUUUUGGACAUCAUUGGAUUUAUUGUAUUAAUGGUAGUGUUAGGAGUACUUGGUGUGGCAUUAAUGAUUAAAUGCAUUCAUCGUACACUAUUUAUUAAUAAUAUUUUUCAUGUGAAACAAAAGCAGAGCUGAUUAAAAGCCUUCAUCUCAAACAUCAUGGGACCUGAAAUACAUUCUAAUGCAAACAUAAUGCAUAUACAAAACAAAUGUCUUCAAAUUCACCAAGUGCAAUCACAAUCUAUUCAACUAACAUAUCUGAAACAUUUAAAUCAAUCCACACCAUAGUGAUGUAUUUGGACUGUAUUGUAGACUUUGAUGUAAAUCCUUACCUGACUAUGAAUAGUCACACUACCAAGUACAUGUAAGCUCAAAGAAUCAUACUGUAUU
Molecule: messenger RNA, 1878 nt
Organism: Owenia fusiformis
Lineage: Eukaryota; Metazoa; Annelida; Polychaeta; Sabellida; Oweniidae
Source: the annotation of a GenBank genome assembly